Messenger RNA from Alternaria burnsii, 216 nucleotides. RefSeq lists its product as uncharacterized. The transcript has a single exon. The annotation marks the transcript as partial. The record is from RefSeq and is a predicted model, not a curated record. Lineage: Eukaryota; Fungi; Ascomycota; Dothideomycetes; Pleosporales; Pleosporaceae.
CUAAGUAGUAAGUAUAGUAUAUAUAGUAUAUACUCUAUAGCGCUAGUAGUAGAGACUUUUAUAAUACUAUAUAUAUUAGCUAUAUAUAUUUUAUAUAUACUUACUAAGCUAAGCUUAAGUAUAGAUUUUCUUACUUUACUCUACUUUUUUUUUACUAAAAGCUUAUUCUAUAAAGUAGGUAAAUACUAUAUUAGUAAGUUACUCUUUUACUUAUAG